Messenger RNA from Danaus chrysippus (African queen), 249 nucleotides. The record is from the annotation of a GenBank genome assembly. NCBI's taxonomy places the organism in Eukaryota, Metazoa, Arthropoda, Insecta, Lepidoptera, Nymphalidae.
AUGGAUUUUAAACAGGACAAGUAUAAAAUACCAGACACAGAAUGCAACAAUUCUUUCCUUCUAACAUUACAAGGCAGCAGGAUUGUGGAAUUGAAACCAGCAGAAGAAUGUAAACAUGAAUGCAAAUCAUUCAAAUUGGAACUUAAAGAGAGUUAUUUAUUAUGCUACAAUUGGUGGUACUGGAGACCUUUGGUUCAACAGUCAACUAGCAAUGAAACAUUCAUAGCUCAUGUUGGAUCUUACUGCUAA